Molecule: messenger RNA, 1667 nt
Organism: Globicephala melas (long-finned pilot whale)
Lineage: Eukaryota; Metazoa; Chordata; Mammalia; Artiodactyla; Delphinidae
Gene: RAD9B
Product: RAD9 checkpoint clamp component B
Biological process (GO): mitotic intra-S DNA damage checkpoint signaling; DNA repair; DNA replication checkpoint signaling
Cellular component (GO): checkpoint clamp complex
Source: RefSeq, a predicted model, not a curated record
CAAGCACUCUCACGAAUUAGUGAUGAGCUGUGGCUAGACCCUUCUGAAAAAGGUCUUGCUUUAAGAUCUAUGAAUUCUUGUCGGUCAGCAUAUGGAUGUGUCCUCUUCUCGCCUGUGUUUUUUCAACAUUAUCAAUGGUCAACCUCGGUGAAAAUGAAUGAUGGUGACACAAUAUCUAAUUUAAAUUGCAAAUUGGGAAUGAAGUCAAUUCUGCCUAUCUUUAGAUGUCUGAAUUCCCUCGAAAGAAAUGUAGAGAAAUGCAAAAUAUUUACCAGAUCUGAUAAGUGCAAAGUAGUUAUUCAAUUCUUCUGCAGACAUGGUAUUAAAAGGAUUCAUAAUUUGUGUUUUCAAGAAAGUCAGCCUUUGCAAGUUAUUUUUGAAAAGAAUAUGUGUUCUAAUACACUAGUGAUUCAACCAAGAGUGCUUGCUGAGGCAACUGUUCUUUUUACAUCGAGUCAAGAGGAAGUUACUCUUGCUGUUACUCCACUGAACGUUUGCAUUAAGAGUUCUAAUGAGGAAUCAAUGGAUUUGACCAAUUCUGUAUACAGUGAGAUGUUUGUUGGGCCAGAUGAGUUUGACUUCUAUCAAAUUGGAGUCAACACUGAAAUAACAUUUUGCUUCAAAGAACUGAAGGGAAUGCUGACAUUUUCAGAAGCUACACAUGCUCCUAUAGCCAUUCAUUUUGAUUUUCCUGGGAAACCCAUGGCUUUAAGUAUUGACGAUAUGUUAUUGGAAGCCAACUUUAUUUUGGCUACAUUAGCUGAUGAGCCAAGUAGAGCAUCUUCUCCACAAUCAUUGUGUCUUUCACAAAAACGAAAAAGGUCAGAGCUGAUACAUUCAAAUUCAGAGGCUGGUAAAAAUGUAACCAGCAAGGACGCAGAGUAUAUCUCGAGAAAAGCAGUACCCAAAAGGCUUUAUUCUGAGACUCGCACGAAAGUCUCUUCAUUGGAAAACCGUGGCAGCCCAUUAACGGAAAGAGCGAACAGAGACAUUAGUGAAGUACCAGAAAGCAGUGUCAGUGACACGGAGGAAGUGCCAGGAUCUUCACAUCUCAGGAAGUUUUCUCGCAUGUUCUUUGGAGCAGUUUCUUCUGACCAACAAGAACACUUCAACCACCCUUUCCACAGUCUGGCAACAGCAAGUGACAGUGAAGAGGACAUGAAUAAUGGCAGUUUUUCCACAUUCUAACAAUGAUGGCUGAGCUGGCCCCCUACCCAUUUACUGGCUCACUUGCACCUCAAACACAUUUUCACACUUAAGCCUAUGAAGAUAUUGUCUUGGACUUCCUUGAAAUGGAUAAUGGGCUGCAAGUUUUCUAAACAUCUUCUUAUACAACAACCAUAUCUAGAAAUAGCUGCUUGUCAAGUAAAUGUAAUUUGCUUUAAAUCCAUUAUGCUUCUUGGGAGAGAGAAGAGUUUUCUGUGCAGGGAAAAAGCUCAUUAGAAUUCUUCAAUUCAGGGACUUCCCUGGUGGUGCAGUGGUUGAGAGUCCGCCUGUCAAUGCAGGGGACAUGGGUUCAAGCCCUGGUCUGGGAAGAUCCCACAUGCUGUGGAGCAACUAAGCCCGUGUGCUGCAACUACUGAGCCUGCACUCUAGAGCCCAUGAGUCACAACUACUGAAGCCUGCGUGCCAUGCUCCGCAACAAGAGAAGCCACCGCAAUGAGAAG